AUGGAUGCCUAUGCGACCACCAUUCUGGACACCCAGGAGAGCGUACUACAGCAGAACAUCCAUCCCCAGGUCGGCUGUUCAAGCCUUCCUGCAAACGGGAUCGACUUUUUCUUGCUAUACAUACGGGUCAGAGAAUAUUCCUUCACCUUGGCCGAUGAGGAGAACCCCUUUCGGCAAGCUUGUACAAGCUUUGUGUUUGCCAAGGGUGUAUGUAUCCCCCUCGCCAAGCUAUGGACUACAGACCAAUCCAGCUUUCCGGGGUUGAAAUAUCCUCACCGAGAAGGCACAGGUCGUUUUAUACCCCCAGUGAGAUUGCAGGCGAGUGUCGAUAGCAAUUGGCUGGGCGCGCCGUGA
This is a messenger RNA of Puccinia graminis f. sp. tritici CRL 75-36-700-3, 354 nucleotides long. RefSeq lists its product as uncharacterized. Lineage: Eukaryota; Fungi; Basidiomycota; Pucciniomycetes; Pucciniales; Pucciniaceae. The transcript is spliced from 3 exons. The coding region runs from base 1 to 354 and encodes 117 amino acids. The record is from RefSeq and is a predicted model, not a curated record.